CAAUUUAUUGGUGCUUGCUUUUGUGAUUUGCAGGUCCUGUCGUCAUCUGGAGUAAAAAUCUGACUUGAGCAAUGCAACGCUCAGAGAGAAGUACUAGAUCAUCCAGGAGAGAUGUUGCAGGAAUCUCUUUAGAGAAGACAGCUAUGGGUCCACCGGGUCCCCAAAAUGACACUGGUCAGUUCCUCUGCAUUGAAUGUAAUGAAACCUUCGAUACCAAACUCCAGUUGAACUCUCACCGGCAAAGCCAUGUGACAAAGAAACCAUUUGUGUGUUCUCACUGUGGACGAGGGUUCCACCAUCAAGUCUUCUUGCAGAUGCAUGAGAGAAGUCAUGAGAAUGGAGCUCCACAGAGCCAAACAUUUCUUUCCAAGACAAGUCCUUCUCGUAUGAUAUCAACACGAAGUUCUAAAGCUGUAACCCCUGUGGUAGCAGAUAAGGUGCUUAUAAAAGCCACACCGACAAAGCACAGCCCAUUGGUCAACUCCAUGUUCCAAUUCAGAAGAGAAAAGAUAGCUCACCCAAUGAUAACGCCUGUAGAAUGUGUCACCAGACUCACCCAUGGCAGAGCUCCACAACCUUACCAGCAGAAUGAUGACCAAGAAAAGAAAAAUCCGUUUGGAUUCCGAAUCCUAAAUUAUUCUGACACUACAGUUCACGUUAUAGACACGUUUGGAAACUCAAUAGAGUUGUUGACCGAGGUAUUUAAUAGGUAUGCUAGUACUGAGGUUGCAGAAGAUAAUUCUGCUGAAAAUCUUGUACAUUCUAAUCGUAGCGUGGAGCAAAUCGGGACAUUUCAAAAGGACUCUGCUCAGCUAAACACCGCAAAUCCGUGUCACGAAGAAACAAGUAAAAAUGUAUUACAUGAUUCUGUUGGUUUUUCAGGAUCUUUACCCUUGGCAAAAGCCAUGACCACACAGGAUGGCCCAGCUGUUAAGAAAGAUCAGACCAGUCUGUUCCAAAAUGGUGAUUCUGAAAAUAAUGCAUCUAGUAAACCAUGCCAACUCCUCCAAAACAAUGGCAGAUCUCCCAUAGAUCCAAUGGACUCUCCCAGCAAACCAUUUAAAUCUACAGUGAGUGACACCACUCUGUCUGAGUCAGUGCCAUCUAAUGAUUUAGGAGGUGACACUGUUUGUGAUGAAGAUAGUGGGGAGUUGCAGGACAUUAUACACCCAUUACUCUCGCCUGGUGACCAAAUGGAGACUGUUGAGACAAAACAAAACGUGAGCUCCUCUACCACAGUCACACAGCUAUCUGAAGCUGUAGCCACACACAGCCUAUCAGACAAUUUACAGAAUACAGAAAACGCUACAAACGAGUCCAAUGAAAAUACUGAUAAUCAGUUAACAGAUAACCUCACAGGUGUUACAAUAAAUGCAUCGCAAGGACAGAUCCUAAAUAAAAGCACUGAGGUCCACGGUGUGUCUCCAGGCAGUGAUGUGGUCUCGAAGGCGUCAGUUUCUCCAUACAGGAAUCAAGGCACUCCCCCAGCAUACCAAGAAGAUAGUCUCCUCAUAGCUGUUCAUAAUAGCUUCCUAGAUCCAAAUGUGCAGCUUCUGAGCAAAGAAAACAUCUCUCCUAUGGUAGAACAAGACAAAGCACCUGAGGAAGCUGACCAAAGCAUACUGGACUUAAGUUUAUUGGGAGACAAAUCAAAUAUAUUGAUGGAUGAAAUCCACAUGGCUAAUGUCAGUAAGGCUGAGCAGGGAGCCCCAUCUGAAAGUCCUUUCCCCAGUGGUCCCUGUUCAAGAGAAGAACCUGAGUACACUGACAGCAGCCACUCCUUAACACUCAAUGAUCCUAUGUCAGCAGUUAUAGAAGUGUGUAAACAAGAAACUGUAAAGGCUCCUGCAACAGUCAAAUCAAAUGAGUUGGUUUCUAGCGAAAGUGAAGACGAUACUGCCUUACUACUGCAAAAUGCAGAGAAAAGAUCUAUUGAACCGGACAUAGAUAUGGUUACAGAUUUGGAAGAUAUGCAAAGUGAGGACAAAGUAUCUGAGAAAAAUAAAGCUGAUGAAGGUGAGCCUGCUCCUAACUUACAACAGACAGAUCCAGGAGUGGGUGAAAAUGUCUCCUGCAUGAAGAAACCAGAAGUAGAUCUUAUGAAAGACAUUUAUAGCUUAAGAUUACCAGAAAUAAGUGACUAUAAACCUAGUGACUUACUGGACCAAGAGACUUGUUCUUUAAUUACUCCUGCAUGUGAACAAAGUAUUAAUGAAUCCAAAUUAGAAAGUGGGAACCACAACCCAGGUAAUGAAAUCCUAAUGCAAAGCAGUGGGUUAUUAAAUUGGGAUAACACAUACUGCCAUGUUGACACCCACAUGGAACAGGCUACAGAGCUGCAAAAAGAUGAAAGCAUUUCAGAUCAAGAACCAAACACCUUAAUUGAAAAGGGUGUCGUCAAAGAAAAUGUCGAUGGUGAUCACAUACCGACGGAUCAAGAAUCUAUUGUUUUGCUAAUGUGUGACUUCGCCACUAACAAAGUUACAUCAGAUAUCAGCUUUUCAGUGGAAGACAAUCUGUCUAAGAAAAGUUGCAAAAGCCACUUAGAUCCUGGAAGGACUGAAAUCGAGCUCAUGCAUCAGUCUAGACAAACAGACAUCACCGGUUUUACAGAGCUUGAUCCACAAAUCAAUACAGAUAACGUUACAAAGGAAUUCCUUCAAGAACCAGGUCAAAUCUCCGUCCCCGUCUGUAGCCUAGAACUGAUGGUGCCAGGAAAGGACAAAUCAAAUCAGGAAGUGGUGAACCAUCAAAACAAUGAGAAGGAUUCUUGCGUUGUUUCAUUGAGCGAAGACUGCUCAGGCACUGAAUCUGCUUUGUUAAAGUCAGACGUUGACCACUCUGCUCACUUGGUGAUCCUAGAAGAAGACCAGACUAGCAGCUCCAGCAAAGGACAAAGAGAGGAUAGUUUUAAUCCACUUUUAAUUGUGGAGCAGGAAAUAUUUAAAAAAAAUACUCUGCCAGUAGGAGACAAAGAGCCAGUUAUUGCAAGUGAGGGACCAUUGACUAUAGCAUCUCCAAACCAUGAAGAGUGCAGUCUAGAAGCUGCUCCAGAUAAUCCUAUAGUAGUUACUAAGGCAGAGGCUGACCUCUUAGACACUGUAACUGUACACAGCAAUGAUCCAGAAGAGGACGUUGGCAGUAAGGACACCUUUCCUGUACAAAGCCAAGACUUGAGCCAAUAUCCACAUAUACCUGCUACGGAAAGCGGUGAAAACCACAAACCCACUGAGAUUUCUGAUCAUGCAACUCUGGACAGAAAUGUAGCAGCAGAGGAAAGUACUUGUAGCCAAUCCAACAGAGAAUUAGAAAGCUUAUCCGUGAGUGAUAAUCAGGAAAUGGAAGAUGAAACCGCUACUUCAAACAUUCAAGUCCUCGACGCUGCCUCAAAAGUAGAGGUUUUGCCAUGUGAACGACUAAUGGACAAUACAUUAGUUGUUGGUCCAGACAAAACUGCAGCUAUGACUGAAAGUGUCUGUCCGUUCUUAGAUCAGCAGAAUACAAAGCUGGACAUAUUGCAGGAACAGUUGUCCUCCCCAAACUCUAAAUCUGCUCAGGCCUCUCCUGAGCCACCUCAAAAGCUAUUGAGUUUAGGAUCCCAGUGCCUGAUGUGUGGGCAGAAACUAAGAAGCUAUAGGGGAGAGAUUUCUUCCCCAGUUUGUCGCAAGUGCCGCCAAAGUAAGAAAAAGGAAGAGAAUUUAUUGGAGGAAAAAGCUAAUCUCGAGCUGCCACCACAGACUCAAAGUAACGCAGAAGAAAACGUUUUGAAUUUAGAUUCACUUUGCCAAAUAAAGGAAGAGGUUAUUAAAGAGGAGAAUGCAGAUAGCAUUUUAAAGCAUUCAGAGCCAAACCAGGUUAAGACAGAGGUGGAGACUACUACAAAAAAACUGUAUAAAUGUCACAAGUGUGAGAAAGCUUUUGUGCUUCCUGCACUCCUUGCGGGGCAUGUGAAAUGUCACUCGCUGCCCAGGUGUCUGACGUGUGGACGUCCAAUGAGGCUCCGGUAUAAAGUGAGGCGUGUACCCAGGAAUUGCCGUGUGUGUGCUCAGAAAAUUAGGAACAAAAAAAAGGAAAGUUUUACAUUGAAUGAGAGUGCAGAGGAGGAAGAUAAAUCAGACCGCGAGUGUCUGCCUGUCUCCCAUGCAAGCCUUGACCUAGAAUGUCCUGGAAAUAUUCAACAAGGUGUCCAAAAAUUAAAGUCUGCAUCAUCGAAUGUGAUGAAAUCGAAGCUUUCCACUGCAAAACUUCACCAGACACGUCAUUUGGUUAAGAAACAAGCCAGUCUGGCAGCUGAUAGCAACCUGGAAAUGGAUGGGACACCAAAAGACCCAAAUGACAUCCGUAAAGACACUUCUCCCAAGCCAUACAAAUGUUUGCAGUGUAGCAUGGCAUUUAAACGCCCAAUUUAUCUUGCAAAGCAUGUAAGAAAACAUAUCGUAUCACCCAUGCAAACCCCUUUUACAGGUUUGAAGGACUCUCCCUGUGAUAGUGACGAUGGCUCAGACCAGAAAAGCCAGAGUGAACACCAAAUACAUAGUAAUAAUCAAAAUAAACGUCAAAAGCGAGUAUUUGCCAAACACCGCAUGGAGCGCAGGCAACUGUCUGCUAAAAAGCUGAAGAUGUGUCCGCAAAGUCUUCCAUUUACAGAGCCGGUGAAGUUAUCUACUGAGGAUAGUUCUGCUGGCACCUCCCAGAUCCUAAAGCAGGAAGAUGAUACCAGGAAUAUGCAUCUAACUAGCAGUAUGCUAGCCAAGGAGGAGAUUAGUGAAGCUCCAAUUUCUCACCAAAACUCAUGCAAAGAUGAGGAUGUGUUGAGUGAUUCCAGUGUAAACUCAUCAGAGACCUCAACAUCUUGCGAAAAGCUGCACGUCUGCCAACACUGCGGAAAACGGUUUCAGCUAUACAGGUCUCUCCAUCUGCAUGUGCUAAUUCACUCUGCCGUUCAGUGCGAAUCUUGUGGCUGUAGAUUACGCUUCAGAAAACGGGCUGGGCGGCGUGCUAAGAAAUGUCGACUGUGCAGACUGCAAGAAAAGGAGCAAGCCAUGGAAAUCCUGCUUCCUGUGCCCAAAAGAAAAUCCCUUUCACUUGGUAAAGUCCGGGCAUCUGCUAUUUUGCCACCAAGUAAGAAACCCACGAUUCUGAAAAGUAUUAAAGGACAGUCAUUGGCUGAGCUCAAACAGAUGUCCAAAGGGAUGAAACGUCUGCUUGCAAAGGGACUUAUUAAAAACCCUAGAAAACAGAAGGCUAACUUGAUGGCACUUCACAAACUUGCAGGAAGAAAGAAGAAAGUGAGUGAUCUGAUGGAAUGCGAACAGCCUGAUCCUCUAUUGGGUCUUAACUGCCAGGAGACCAGUCAUGCCAUAAAACUAGAAGAUGCAAGUUUCAGUGAUACCACCGAAAAGGUAUUGUUUGUGUCCACGAUGAAGAUGAAGAAAACAAAGGGUGCAGUCCAAAAUAAGAAAGAAAUUAACACUGCGGAAACCACAGUACAAGUUGUUGAUCACACUUCCCUCAUGCCACUUAUAGAUGAAAAAACUUACCAAUGCCCAGUAUGUGCUCAGAAUUUCACAAAGCAGGACCUUCUGUUCACUCACUUGCAGAGUCACCCAGAGGAGCUCCCAUUCACCUGUCCACAGUGUCCCCAUCGCUUCCAUAAAAAGCAGGAUUUGAAAACUCAUCGCCUUACACAUGUUAAGGCACGACCCUACAGCUGCCCAGACUGUAAUAAGUGUUUCACUCAGAUUAACCAUCUUAACAUGCACCGUCGUGUGCACAUGGGUAUUCGGCCUUACUCGUGUCCUGACUGUCCUAGCAGUUUCCGUCACAAGGUCAGCUUGCUUGUUCACCGCUGCAGUCAUGCAAAGGUACUUCCCAUUGAGCUGAAGCCAUACCAGUGUAUCUACUGCACAAAGCGUUUCUUGAGAAGUGAUCACCUUGAAAUACACCAGCGCAUCCACACUGGGGAGUGUCCCUUUCAGUGCCAGGACUGUGACAAAACCUUCCCUAGCAAGGCCAGACUUAGUGUUCACAGUAGGGUCCAUUCUGGGGUCCGUCCUCACACCUGCCCCACAUGUGAGCGAAGUUUCAUCCACAAGGCAAACCUAGAACGCCACCUACAGAAGCACACCGGCGAGCCUGCAUUUUCCUGCCUUAAGUGUGAUGUUCGGUUCCCCAGUCUGGUUAUGCUGGCUCAGCACAAGCAUACUCAUAGAGAAGAGGAAGUAUUCUCGUGUGUACAUUGUGCAAAACGCUUCCUGUACAAGAAAAGUCUCUUCAAACACCAGAAUGUUUGUCAGAGCAUAAAGAAAGUAAAACUUCGUGAUGGUCAAGCAAGUGGUGUAAAAAGAAAGAGACGCUUGAAAGAGUUGCAGGGCACAGCUGAGCUAGGAAUCAAGAAGAAGAAACCAAAACUGCUAAAGAAAAAUCUAACUGGAGCAAAACGAGAAAAACUGGACAAACAUAUGAAGAUAAAGAAAAUUAAGAAAGAGAAGGUUACAACAGAGGAAGAGCAAGAAACACCACAAGAAAAUCAGCAAAUAGAGGAAGGUGGUACAGACAAAGGAAAGAAGAAACAGUCUGAGGGAAAACCCAUCAAAGUAAAAAAAAUCAAGAAAAAAACUAUGACUGAAGAGGCUCUAGAGCAAACACCAAAAGAAAGUUUACCAGAGGGUGAAGGUCCAUCCGAAAAAGGAAAGAAGAAACAGGUGGAAGGAAAACCCAUCAAAGUAAAGAAAAUAAAGAAAGCGAAGAUUACGACCGAAGAAGAGUCAGGACAAGACUCACUAAAAAGUCUAAAAACUGAAGAUCGUGGAACCACCAAAGGAAAGAAAAAACAGAUGAUGGAAAAAGCCAUCAAAGUAAAGAAAAUAACAAAGAAGGAUCCAGUAGAGGAAGAGCAAGAACAAGACCCACCAAAGGAAAGUCUAAAAUCUAGUGAUAAUGGAACUGAUAAAGUAAAGAAGAAACAAACUGAUGGUAAGCCCCAAAAAACAGUACAUGGAAAGCAAGACAAAAUCACUGGUAUUGUCAAAGUAAAGAAGGAGAAAGCACAAAAAGUAGGGGGGAAACUAAAACUGCGAAAGGAAGAGGGAGCAAAGUCUAAAGACAAACAAAAUGAAGGCGCAAAACAGGCUGAGGAAAAGUCUAAGAAGAAAAGCAAAUUGGGAGUAAAGAGAGGUCCCUACAAGAAAAAAAUAAAGAUCACUGCUCUAGGUGAAAAGAAGAAAAUAGUGCAAGUGAAGGUAAAGGGUGUUCAGGUUAAACUUAAGCCUGGGCCCAAAAAAAAGCAGCUGCUGAAAGAGAAGAAAGAAAAGGGGUAAAUGUGAUGGCAGGGAAUAGACUGGGAUGUGCAUUGGCUUUCUAGAGUUAAAACCCAGAAUUUUAGAACUUUUCCAAGCCUUGCCACAUUGACUCUACUUUUUGUAGACUCUCAACACUAUGUUUUUUCUCAGUCUCACCAUCUUGGCUCAUAUAUACCACUUCCCUAUCUCUCCUUACUCCGUUUUUUUACCAUCUCACAGAUCUUCUGAGAUUGUUGCCUUGCUGUUCCUUUCUUCCCUUUUCUCCUCCCUUCUCAGACUGUUUCCAUCCAGCAGACCAUCCAGACAUUUUUUUUUUACAUUUUUUUUUCUCGCACUAUAAUCUCAAACUAUCCUACUGCCCUUUUCCCAUCCGUCUUGUAUUCUCUCCACCUCAGUGACCUGGACUUCUUUUGGUCCAUGUACCAUCUCACUUGCUGCUUUACCCCUUUUCUCUCAAGUUAUAUAUUUUGUUACUUAUAUGCCAUGCAUUUUGAUUUAAUAAACAGUUUUUAAGUAAA
This is a messenger RNA of Pelobates fuscus (common spadefoot toad), 7819 nucleotides long. RefSeq lists its product as uncharacterized. Gene Ontology annotation, biological process: regulation of transcription by RNA polymerase II. Gene Ontology annotation, cellular component: nucleus. The record is from RefSeq and is a predicted model, not a curated record. The coding region runs from base 72 to 7319 and encodes 2415 amino acids. Lineage: Eukaryota; Metazoa; Chordata; Amphibia; Anura; Pelobatidae. The transcript has a single exon. Gene Ontology annotation, molecular function: RNA polymerase II cis-regulatory region sequence-specific DNA binding; DNA-binding transcription activator activity, RNA polymerase II-specific.